UGCGGGGGGGCGGCGGGGGUUGGGCUUCCUGGGUCAGCGCCGCCGCCGCCGCCUCCAUUGUCCGCGGGGCCGCGGCGGCAGCGGCGGGAGCGGGACGGGAGCGGGACCGGACCCCGGAGCGGGGCAGCCCCGCAGCCCCCAGCCCCGGGGCGGGCGGCACCACCGCCGUCCCCCCACCCGCCCGGGGUCUGCCCCAGCGCAGGUACCGGGGGUCUCGCCUCCCCCCCCACGGCGGGUACCGGGGGUCUCACGCCCACCCCCCCGCCCCGCACAGGUACCGCGGGGGUCUGACCCCCUUCCCCCGUGCAGGUACCGGGGGUCUGACCCCACUCGCCACAGGAACCGGGGCUCUCACCCCCUCCGUGGGUAGCGGGGGGUCUCACACCCCCUCCCAGUGCAGGUACCGGGGCUCUCACACCCCCCAGGUACCGGGCUUGUCACCCUCCCCGGGGGGGGCUCAGCGGGAUGCGGUGCCUGGGGUGACAGUCCCAGCCCCGGCCAUGUCCCCCCGCAAGGCCAAGCGGGCUGGGGGCCAGUCCCCCGAGGGGGAGGCGGAGGCGGUGGCGGUGACGGCAGCCCCCCCCCGGGCCUCCCCGGGCAUCCGCAAGCGCAAGGACUUUGUGGCGCAGCCGGGGGGCCGGGCGGAGGAGAGCCCCAACAUCUGCGUGGAGUGCGGGCAGAGCUUCGCCCAGAGCUCCGGCCUCGCCAGCCACCGCCGCAGCCACGCGGCCGCCCAGCCCCACCGCUGCCCCGACUGCGGCAAGAGCUUCGGCGUCAGCUCCAGCCUCAGCCGCCACCGGCGCAUCCACACCGGCGAGAAGCCCUUCGCCUGCCCCGACUGCGGCAAGAGCUUCAGCGACAAGUCCAACCUCACGCAGCACCGCCGCGUCCACACCGGGGAGAAGCCCUACCGCUGCGGCGACUGCGGCAAGAGCUUCAGCCGCAGCUCCCACCGCAAGAAGCACCUGCGGCACCUCCCAGCCAGCAAGCGCCCGCCGCGCUGCGGCACCCAGCCGCGGGACGGGGCGGCUGGCGGCAGCGGGCCAGCCAAGGCACGGCGGAAGGCAUCGGCCCUCAACACCUGCGGCGAGUGCUGGCAGAGCUUCGGCCAGAAUGCCGACCUGGUGAAGCACAUGCGCAUCCACACCGGGGAGAAGCCCUUCCAGUGUGGCCACUGCGGGAAGCGCUUCAGCGUCAGCUCCAACCUCUUCCGCCACCGGCGCAUCCACACCGGUGAGAAGCCCUACACCUGCGCCGACUGCGGCAAGAGCUUCACCGACAAGUCCACCCUCACCCAGCACCGCCGUACCCACACCGGCGAGAAGCCCUACGUCUGCGGUGUCUGCGGGAAAGGUUUCAGCCACAGCUCCCACCACAAGCGCCACGAGAAGAUCCAUCGCGGGGACGGGCCCCUCCUGGCUUUCGCGCCGCGGCCCUUCUGGUGGGGGCUGAGUCCGGCCCCUUCCCAGGGGCGUUUGCAGAUCGGGGUGCGGGGGGGGGGCACGCUGCGGCCGCCCCACGCGGGAAACGGGGUGCACAGUCGGGAGAAGGACAAAGGCGGGGGGAAGCCCCCCAAGCUCCCGCCGUCCAGGUCCGGGGACCCCCGGGGUGCGGCAUCCCCGGGGCCCUGCCGAGGGGUCAGGGCUGUUCUCCUCCUCCCUGCCCCCCCCCGCCAGCCGUGGGGCGACCCCAGCAUGUCCCCUCGGAAGCCCAGGGUUGCCGCGGGCAAGAGCCCGGAGAAGAAGAAGCAGCCCCCGAAGAACAAGCGCAAGUCGGAGAAGCCAAAGCGCAGCCUCCCCGAGCAGGAGGAGGAGGAGGAGGAGGAAGCGGCGGCGGCGGCCCCCUCCCUGCCACCCGCCAAGGGCGAGCGGCCGAAUUUGUGCUCCGAGUGCGGGAAGAGCUUCCAGCACGGGUCGGACCUGGUGAACCACCAGCGCAUCCACACUGGCGCCAAACCCUUUGUCUGCGGCGACUGUGGCAAGAGCUUCCGGCAGAGUUCGACGCUCAUCACCCACCGGCGCAUCCACACCGGUGAGGCUCCGUACGCCUGCGGCUACUGUGGCAAGAGCUUCCGCGUCAGCUCCAACUUCGUCCGCCACCGGCGUAUCCACACCGGUGAGAAGCCCUACCGCUGCCCCGCCUGCGGCAAGAGCUUCACCGACAAGUCCACCCUCACCCAGCACCAGCGCACCCACACGGGUGAGAAGCCCUACCGCUGUGCCGACUGUGGCAAGAGCUUUAGCCGCAGCUCCCACCGCAAGCGGCACCUUCGCAACCCCCCCACCAAGGGCCACGGGCGAUGCGCCCGCCACAGCCCCGAGCCACCCCCUGCCAAGCCCAAGGAGGCCAAGGGCGGGAAGCAGUUGCCGGCCUCCAAGGUCCCCAACACCUGCGGCGAGUGCUGGCAGAGCUUCGGCCAGAGCUCCGACCUGGUGAAGCACAUGCGCAUCCACACCGGGGAGAAGCCCUUCCAGUGUGGCCACUGCGGGAAGCGCUUCAGCGUCAGCUCCAACCUCACCCGCCACCGGCGCAUCCACACUGGUGAGAAGCCCUACACCUGCGCCGACUGCGGCAACAGCUUCACCGACAAGUCCACCCUCACCCAGCACCGCCGUACCCACACCGGCGAGAAGCCCUACGUCUGCGGUGUCUGCGGGAAAGGUUUCAGCCACAGCUCCCACCACAAGCGCCACGAGAAGAUCCAUCGCGGGGACGGGCCCCUCCUGGCCUUCGCGCCGCGGCCGCCGCCGGGAGCGCGGAGCGGGGCAGCCCCGGCCCCCCCGGCCCGCCUCGGGGCCCCCCCGGCCUGCCUCGGGGCCCCCCGCCCCCGCAGUCCCCCGCAGCCCCCGGCCCUGCGUGGGACCGUCCCGGGCGGGCUCUCCCCGGCUGCCCCCCAGCCUGUGGGCUCUGUCCCCCCCCCGGCCCCCCCCCGAGUGUCCCCGGGGCCCCGCCGAGGGGUCAGGGCUGUUUUCUCCCCCCCCGCCCCCGCCCCCCCCCGCCAGCCGUGGGGCGACCCCAGCAUGUCCGACCAGAAGCCCAGGGUUGCCGCGGGCAAGAGCCCGGAGAAGAAGAAGCAGCCCCCGAAGAACAAGCGCAAGUCGGAGAAGCCAAAGCGCAGCCUCCCCGAGCAGGAGGAGGAGGAGGAGGAGGAAGCGGCGGCGGCGGCCCCCUCCCUGCCACCCGCCAAGGGCGAGCGGCCGAAUUUGUGCUCCGAGUGCGGGAAGAGCUUCCAGCACAGGUCGGACCUGGUGAACCACCAGCGCAUCCACGCCAGCACCAAACCCUUCAUCUGCGGCUACUGUGGCAAGAGCUUCCGCAUCAGCUUCAACUUCCUCCGCCACCAGCGCAUCCACACCGGCGAGGCUCCCUACGCCUGCAGCUACUGCAGCAAGAGCUUCGCCGACAAGUCCACCCUCACCCAGCACGAGCGCACCCACACCGGCGAGAAGCCCUACCACUGUGCCGACUGUGGCAAGAGCUUCCGCGUCAGCUCCAGCUUCGUCCGCCACCGGCGCAUCCACACCGGCGAGAAGCCCUACCACUGUGCCGCCUGCGGCAAGAGCUUCACCGACAAGUACACCCUCACCCAGCACCAGCGUUCCCACACUGGCGAGAAGCCCUACAAGUGCCUUGACUGCGGGAAGAGCUUCAGUCGCAGCUCCAACCGCAAUCAGCACCUCCGCAACCGUCCCGCCAAGGGCCGCAGGCCCUGUGCCCGCUGCGACCCCGAGCCCAAGGAGGCCAAGGGCGGGAAGAAGCUGCCGGCCGCCGAGGUCCCCAACACCUGCGGCCAGUGCUGGCAGAGCUUCGCCCAGAGCUCCGACCUGGUGAAGCACAUGCGCAUCCACACCGGGGAGAAGCCCUACGCCUGUCCCCACUGCGGGAAGCGCUUCAGCCUCAGCUCCAACCUCACCCGCCACCGGCGCAUCCACACCGGCGAGAAGCCCUACAUCUGCACCGACUGCGGCGAGAGCUUCAGCGACAUGUCCACCCUCACCCAGCACCGCCGCACCCACACCGGCGAGAAGCCCUACGUCUGCACCUACUGUGGCAAGAGCUUCAGCCGCAGCUCCCACCGCAAGCGCCACGAGCGGACCCACACCAGAGAGGCCUCCGACGCCCUCCCGCCCCUCUGGCCCUGCCCGGCCCAGGGCUUAUAACCAUCGCUGCUGCCGGGGCCGGGGCCAUGCCGAGGAAAACCCUCCUGGAAGCUGCCCCUGGCCCUUCGGCUGGGUCACACGGACGUAACUGGGGUGGCAAAUUUACCAGGUCCGCGGGGCUUGAGAGUUACUGUUGGAGCCACCAUGUCUGUCUGUCUGUUCGCUCAGGGCUUGGGCAGCUGCUGCAGUGCCUGCUGUGCUGCUGGGAUGAGCCCAGAGCACGGGGCGGACAAAUAGACAGACCGCCGGCUCUGUCGGGACAAACACACUCCGAUGGGUGACUCUCCCUGAGUGGCCCCCAGGGAGCCCUUUUCAGCAGAUUUAACCAAAAUCCCCUAUUUUCUACCCAGUUUUCUUUGGGGCUGGGGGCUUCCACCCUCCUGCUCCUCCUGGCACAGCUGCACGUAGCCUGUGGUGGGCAGCAGCAGCGAACACGCCCCCCCUGCCCUCCAAAUGCCUAUUAGUGAUAAUGAUAACAAUUACGGUGAUUAGUUGUCCUGUCUGGUGCUGCCACCGAAGCAAACCCUGAUCCGAGCUUUCCCUGACUUCGGGCUGGUUUUUCCCCACUGCUUUGGGUUUCCUGGGGUAAAAAACCCCAUGCAUUUCCCAAUUAUAAGAAAAA
Harpia harpyja (harpy eagle) is the source of this 4782-nucleotide messenger RNA. RefSeq names its product zinc finger protein 850-like. Gene Ontology annotation, biological process: regulation of transcription by RNA polymerase II. The coding region runs from base 501 to 4160 and encodes 1219 amino acids. The record is from RefSeq and is a predicted model, not a curated record. Gene Ontology annotation, molecular function: DNA-binding transcription factor activity, RNA polymerase II-specific; RNA polymerase II cis-regulatory region sequence-specific DNA binding. The transcript has 5 exons. NCBI's taxonomy places the organism in Eukaryota, Metazoa, Chordata, Aves, Accipitriformes, Accipitridae.